UUUAUUUUUAUUAUUACAUGGAAUAAAUAUGUCAGUUGUGUGAUGUGUAAUAUUAGAUUUUUACUCUAAUCUACACGAAGCACGAACCAUAAUUGCUUGUAUUGAGUAAGCCGGUAGCAAUUGUUUACUGUAAAUAUUCCGAACUAUGGACGAUCAAGGCUGUCCACGAUGUAAAACAACGAAGUAUAGAAAUCCAUCGUUAAAGUUGAUGGUAAAUGUUUGCGGCCACACAUUGUGCGAAAGUUGUGUCGAGCUGCUGUUUUUAAAAGGAUCCGGCUCAUGUCCUGAAUGUAAUGUAGCUUUACGACGCAGUAAUUUUCGGGUGCAACUAUUUGAGGAUUCGAAAGUUGACAAAGAAAUUCAAAUUAGGAAAAGAAUUAUGAGAGAUUUCAAUAAAAAGGAAGAUGAUUUUAGCUCGUUGGAUGAAUAUAACGACUAUUUGGAGAUGAUCGAAGAAAUCGUAUUCAAUCUUUGCAAUAACAUCGACAUUAUUAAUACUAACAAACGCAUUGAACAGUACAAAAAAGAUAACCGAGACCUUAUUCUCAAAAACAAAACCAAACUAAGCAAAGAUGAGAUAGAGCUGGAACAACUAAUCGAAAUUGAAAAGGAACAAUCGGAGCAGCGUAAGAAAGAGUUGAGCAUGAUUGAAGCAGAAAUGCGCAAACAAAAGGCCAAGAAUAAAGAGGAUCUGAUUGAUUCAUUAAUGGCAAGUUACGAAGAUGCUAGUGCAAUCGUAGAUAAAUUUGCGCAGCGAGCUGAAAAGCAACAAAUACCGCUACCAAAACCAAUAGCUCCUCCGCCGCCAAAGCAAACCCAUUUUUCCACCGGUAUCAAAUUUCAAUCACAACACGGAUUUCUUCCAGUACCAAAGGUUGAAGAAGGUCCCUGUUACACUUAUGAAGUUCAAAUAUUUCCUAAAGAAGGGCCAAUCCCACCGUCUCUGGUUGAUGUCCAAAAUAAUGGUUACAUGGCAUUUAUAAGACCACAAACAUUAGCCGAACAAGCAGGUGGUUUCAACACGAAUAUAUCUUGUCUAAGGGCCAUUCAAGAUGCGUUAGUUGGACUGUAUCAUGGCUGUUGAUAUUUGCUGAUUGUUGAUUAUAUUUUUUUCAUAAAAAAACUUACAUAGAA
Messenger RNA from Malaya genurostris, 1134 nucleotides. RefSeq names its product CDK-activating kinase assembly factor MAT1 (gene Mat1). The transcript has 2 exons. Gene Ontology annotation, biological process: regulation of transcription by RNA polymerase II; positive regulation of cyclin-dependent protein serine/threonine kinase activity; nucleotide-excision repair. The coding region runs from base 146 to 1084 and encodes 312 amino acids. Gene Ontology annotation, cellular component: transcription factor TFIIH holo complex. Gene Ontology annotation, molecular function: cyclin-dependent protein serine/threonine kinase activator activity. NCBI's taxonomy places the organism in Eukaryota, Metazoa, Arthropoda, Insecta, Diptera, Culicidae. The record is from RefSeq and is a predicted model, not a curated record.